UGCGGUUUUUGGAGCAAAGAAACUUACCCUGCUUUUGUUUAGUGACAUUGGUAAGAUCAAUUCCUUCAAGAAUAAAGGAGGAUCCGAGUCACUACUUUACUUAAACUUGCCUGACGGUUUCAUACGACUGCAGCCCAGGAAUCCGACUCGGUAAACUCUCAAGUAGUAUAGAAGAAAUGGCACAAGCACCACUGACAUUCGGGGUGGAGUUUGAGAUAUAUGUUGGUCACCUCAAGGCCGGUCAGAGAGCUCCACCGGGUACCAAUCCACGCUACACCAUGGCUUUCACACCCAGCGAUGCAGCAGUGCAAGAAUUAGCAGACGAAUAUGUAGCAAAAGGCACACGUCCAACGCCAGUGGAAUCGGAUGACGAUAGUCAGAAUCUUGUAGGUCAAGCAGCACGAAUCCACAUUUCUGAAGCGCUGUCUGUUGCGGGUUUUCCUGCAUAUUGCUCAGACACGAUAGACCCUGCACGGUCUAGCACGCAUUGGCAGGUUUGCACUGAUGCGACCGUCGACGGACGGUAUGCUGGAAACCCAGAUGAUGUCCUAGAUGCGCCCUUCACUUGGGCUGGUGUCGAGAUCGUGUCACCAGUCUUGCCAUUCACGCCUGAAAGCCUGGAGCAAGUAAGCCAAGUAUGCAGAUUCAUCAGGUCCAACUACAGAUACAAGAACAAUAAUGACACUGCACUACAUGUUCAUGUUGGAGAUGGCAACACCGUCUUUCCAGUAGAAGUAGUGGCUAGUCUCGCAGCCUUCUUUUACGCAUUUGAGCCCCAAUUCAACACCCUACACCCAAUACACAGAAUCGACAGUACUUUUGCGGAAGGAAUGCGGACUCACAGCGGCAUUGCGGAGCGUGACUUCAAGAAAGAAGCUACCCGUUCGCUUCCUAUCAUAGGUGUCUACGAGCUCAGGGAGCCUCUUACAAUACAGGACAUCACAGAUGGAGUUAGUGCUCCUGAUAACAAGAGAUAUAUGUAUGUCAAUUGGCAAAAUCUUGCAAGGGUAGCUGGCGGCGCUGUCAUUGGGUCUGUAACGAACGACGAAAAGCCAGUGAAGCCAACAAUCGAGUUUAGGCAGCAUGAAGGGACUCUAAACCCAGUCAGAGCAAUUAUGUGGAUCAGGACAGUUGUGGGUGUCGUGGAUGCAGUUCGAAAGCUUCCAGCGCAGGAGUCCACAGAUUUGGUAACCAUAUGCAGCAGAGAGAAAUGGCAAAAAUGCGGAGAUGGGAGGGAUGCAGAGAGAGAAGCUCGCCAUGGACCAAUCGUUGCUGAAAGCACCUUCACUGUCGUUGAUCUUCUUCGCCACCUGGGUCUGAACGAAGAAGCCAACUAUUAUCAAGAUAAAAUGUUUCAGCACGAUUAUCCAGAGCGAUGUCAGCCUCAUGGCUUUGUGUGGCUUGAUGGACCGGACGGCGCGGUGCGAUACCAACUCGAUGGUACGCCAGUCGAUGGUGACCAAGUUGCUCCAUUUUAUACCAAAUGGGAAUACGAGACAACGCUGACUAGGGGCACUGAAGAAUAUGAAGCGCAGCAUAGGCUAAGACUUAUCUGGGAGGAAGCAGUUCAAUCAGUCGACCUCUUGAGGUGGAUGGAUCCUGAUUCCCCAUUAAUAGAUCUAAGAAGCCCGCAUUGGCCUGCCCGUACUUACCAAACAGUUUUACCCACCCCAGUAGGGAGCCCCAGUUCAUCAAAUGAUAGUGGCGCCAGCAUAUAGAGCAGUUCCAUUUUCUCCUUCGAAACGAUCUUACUGCCGAAAAAAAGAUUCUCUAAAAUGAGAACCCAGAUUCGGGUUUGGAGACAAAUCGGUACGUGGAACACUAUAGUAUAGUGAGGUAUUUCGGGGCGACUGAGGUUGAGAAUGUCAAUUUUUGUUUCAUGCUUUUUGCGGUUUCUUUUUGUAUGUAUAUAGAUAGUCAGACUUUGGUUCAUUAUUGAUUAUGUGUUUCUAGCCAAUGUUUAGUUUAACGAUCUGCUUCAAGCUAGGGUAGCAG
Mollisia scopiformis is the source of this 1995-nucleotide messenger RNA. RefSeq lists its product as uncharacterized. The record is from RefSeq and is a predicted model, not a curated record. Lineage: Eukaryota; Fungi; Ascomycota; Leotiomycetes; Helotiales; Mollisiaceae. Bases 177 to 1718 code for a protein of 513 amino acids. The transcript is spliced from 4 exons.